GUUUCGAGUAUUUACAUAAUCGUUUACCACCUACAAGAUGUUUUUCAACAGCUGUCAAAUUGUGUAUUAGCUUCAAAAUGAAAUUUCUGUUUUUUCACAAGAUUUUCAACACAUCGCAAAGAACUGUCAAGCUCAAUCCAGCCUGAGGCGUGUUGAAAAUCUUCUACUUCUUUGGCACAACAACCGCUGUCGGUCAUGGCCUGCCUGUACCCACUUAAUGAAGUGGGCUUGGCUUUCAGUGACUUAUUGUUACCAUAGCAGGAUAGUCAGUCCUACGUAUAGCGGCGCGGUCUAUUUGGGGAUUGAACCCAUGACGGACAUGUUGUUAAGUCGUACGAGUUGACGACUAUACUACCAGACCGGUCCAAACCAGGCCGGUUUUGAAAAUCAUCCUGAGGAAAUUACAAAUUGUGAUAAUGGACAAUACACACAUACACAGAUACAAAUAUUAGCGGAGCUUAUUUGAAAGAAUACAACGGCCCAGGGUAUAGGAUCAACCGUUUUUCUAUGCCCCAUUUGAAGUCUACGAAAAUGAUGAUACGUUACGACAUUCUGAGGUCAUUUGCUGAACUUUAGGGAUAAAUUGUUUAAUAUUGGCGAAAGCCCUACAUAUUAUCCUCCGAUCAAGAAGACCUUUUAAAUAAAAUGACACAUUUAUUUCAAAGAACACAUUUCGUCCACCUAAAUUUCUUUCAGCAUGAGUCAUUAGUUCUUUCAACCAUUGUUGAUUCAACCAUAAAAACAGAUAAUAAAGCAACAUACUCUUUGUUUUGUACUGUACUGAGUUAUUCUUCCCCACAUCCACUUUCAAAUCUUGAAGUUCAUGGAGUGCAUUUGAUUCCAGAUAUAGUGAACUUGGAAGUACAAAGAGCAGCCGAACAUUUGUAUUCUGCUAUCGCAUUGGUUAUGAAAUGAUAUUUUUGUGGAGCACUUGUAUUGAUUUUUUUGAAUAUUGCCUGUCUUAUUAGAUACAAUAUAUCAUCUUCUCUAUGGAUCGCCUUGACUACGAUGUGAUCUAUAGGUGAUCUUUCAAACAAUAUUUCACCCCUAAAUUCACAAGUUCUUCCUCAUUCCUCGCGCUCUUCUGAAAAGUUUAUCAAACGCCGCUCGUGCAAAGCACAACCAAUCAUGCUAGCAGGAGAGACACGAUGCAAUGAUUCAUAAGCUUGACUCCGUUGGUUCGGAUGGAUGCUAAAAAAAUCUCCUUUUCGAGAAAGAGAGUUACUAACACUAGGAGAUAACUAACCGUCUGGAAGAAUGACAGAGAGCUUCGAAAAAAAAAAUGAAGCCGGGAGCCCGCUUACACAGAUUGGUCAUUUUUGUCGCCAUUGAAUUGGGUAGGUCACUGAUAAGUCCUUCUUCUUAUGCAAUUUAUCGAGUUGUUCUAUCCCAUUAGUUCACUAUAAAAGAGAGCGGCAUAAUAGCCGUCUGUUCAGUUUCAUUCGGUACAAGCAUAGUCAUCGGUCCUUAGCUCACCAUGGACGGUUCUAAAGCCGUGUUGUGUCUUGUGCUAAUUUCUUUACAUACCACAAAUGUCCAGUGUACCAAAGGCACAUCAUUAUCGCUUACCGGCUUUGGCUUUGAAGUGAUAGUAGCCAAACUUGAGUACCUGCAGGACAAGCUUCUCGAGACUGAGCAGAAGCUGUCCAAAGCCAUUAAACAACAGAAUCGCACGAUCGAACGUCAGCUAGCCGCACUGCAAGCGCAGUCGCACAGGACGCUCUCCCUGCAGACAGCCUGGGCACAACAAGGGAAGUUGUGGAACGAUAUUCAAGCUCUAUCAUCAAAGGAAGACAUAGAACGGUUUAAGCUUGGCACAGGGCUAGAUCUGGCCAGCAUCUCGUCGCGAUCAUGCAAGGCGGCUGGCCAGGAGCAGUCGGGCAAAUUCUUAAUACAGCCUACGGAGCAUGAUGAACCAUUUUUGGGAUAUUGUGUUCAACAGUCCAAUUUUGGAGGAGGCUGGUUAGUUAUCCAACAUCGUAACACCAAACGGAUGAACUUUAACCGCAACUGGAGCGAGUAUCGGAACGGGUUUGGAAGAGUUGAUGGUGAGUUCUGGUUUGGGCUGGAGCAUUUGCAUCGGUUGACUUCGGCCAGACAGUACGAGCUGUUGAUAGAGCUGGAAGAUGCUAGUGGAAACUCCGUGCAUGCACGGUAUAGUUCCUUUGAGAUCGGCAGUGAGGUGGAGCAGUAUUCGUUGAAGAAGCUUGGGAAUUACACAGGAACGGCAGACGACUUAAUGAGCAGUCACGUAGGCAAGAAGUUUACGACAAAGGAUCGGAACAAUGGUACAACAAGGGAUGGUGACUGUGAAGGGGGGUGGUGGAUGGACCCUUGUAGGUCUACAAAUAUAAAUGGUCCCCGUAAGAGUCGUUCAAGCCUCCUAAGGUUUGCACUUAUGUACAACGGAGCAUUUUCUAUAUCAGGUUUGCUAUUCACGAAAUUGAUGAUCCGUGAGGUUUAGCGCCCUAGGAAAGCAUUAAUGCAAGGAAAUAAUUCUAUACAUUUUUUUUACGCAAAUAUUUAGCAUCUAUUUGAAGUUUCCCUUCCCUCAAAGCUUUCAACAUACACCGUACAUUGUUAACCUUCCUGUAAAACUGGGCACCAAUAAAUUGUUACCCAAUAAAUCCAUCGAAUGCUAAUUUAAAAUGACAAUCAAAUUUCACGCUCCUGUCGCGCACCGAAAAUAGAAAUCCGCUUCGGGAAAGCCCGCAGCCGAACAAAUCAAAUUAGGCUUAUAUCAAUAAUUGUGGUUUCGAUCGGGGGCACGAACACGAGCGGCCUGGGCCAAAAAAAAGAACCGUAAACGACCUUCUGACGUGUUUUUUUUUUCUCUACUGCUGACGCGUGACGCGGUUACAAUGUAGCAAAUUGAGCAGCAGGAAUCAUCCAUUUCUGGGGGGAUCCAUUAUCCGCCAGUUUCGGUUAUGUUUUUUUGGCGAGUCUUUUGACUUGCUGCUGAGACCCCCCCCCAAUUUAGCGGCUGCAUUUAGCGAUGACGAAUCGUUCCAUGGCGUGCUCAUUUCAUAUCGUUUCACGUUUGAAGCAGUUUGAUGUUUUUGAGGGAAAUGAGAGAGUUAUUUAUGGUAAUUUUGAGGUAAUAAAUAAACUUCAAAAAAAUUGUUUUUACUUAGGUUAAUUUUUCUGGCUUUUUGUGAGUACUCAUUUAAAAAAAUGGCUAAAUAUCUAAAAAAAAGUAAAUAACUAAAAGAAAUUUAAAUCAUAACCUUUGCUCUAGCCUAAUUGACUAUAUUAGGACAUCACCAACCGAAUCCGAGCCUCAAAACCCUUCCCAAAACAAACAAGCCGCCAAAAGGCCCACCCCGGCCAAUCGAGAAAAACAGAAUGCGAUUGUUUAAAAAACCAAUUACAAAGUUCCCACGAACCUCCCCCCCCCCCCCUCUUCAUGAACUCUCUCCAACUCCAGCACACGCGGCUCAGGAGGUUGUUGAUGUGCAAAACCUACUUAUCCCAAAAGCUGUGGCGCGGCUUCCCUAAGCUAAGGAAGUCACGUUUAGUAAUUGAACUGGUUAAAAAAAAUAGCUUGACAAACCGAAGUGCAUUCGGGUGUGCAAGUGCAAGCUGCAGCACGGUGCCGCUGAUUUGUGGCCACGUAGAUGAUAUGCUAAGAAGUGCAAACCCCUCCCCAUAAGAGGGGAAAUUAACUUCUGUCUACGUUACUCUUUGUGCACUGGCAUGAGUGCACCUCUUUUGUUCGUGGGCAACGAACGAGUUGUGGGAAACAGGGAAAACGGACUGUAAUCGGCCACACCAGCCCUCACCAGUAACCUCCAGAGUAGCCGUGAUAGCCGUGGGAACAGGCGCGCAUUGCUUUUCUAACAAACUAAUUUCAACAGCGCACCCAAACGUUACGGGGAACGGCAAUGUAACAGCCAAAUGGUCCCACUUUCGAUGACGUUGGAUAGCGCAGUUUUGUAUCUGUAUGUGUAUGUGUGUGUGUGUGUGUGUGUCUAUUUUAACGACCGUUUACAUGCUCAUCCGUAAUUAUGAAAUAUUUAUGAUUGUUUAUGCGAACACUGUUUGCUGAUGAUGAGGAGGAUGGCGUGGCGUACGCGAUACGCUUCAGUGAACCCUCGCGAAGCAGACGAUGAGCGCAUUAAAACGCGCGGUUGUUAUUUAGGGAAGUCUUUUUUUGGGGCCUCAGGCACGUGGUUGAGGUUUCUACUUCUUUCCCGUCAAGUGUUGUGCGCAAUCGAAAUGGUGCUUUGGCAUGCAAAAUAUGACUUUCUCAGUUCACUGUCUUUUUUGGUCGAUAAUCCGAUUCGUAGUCAGCACGCGAGAGAUAGCGCAAAAAAACAGCAGAAAUAGACAGACACAACUGAGACGGGGCAGAAAUAGAGUAUUCCAAGUAUGGCACAUUGAGGAGCUUCUAACUUUCAAAAGCUUCACUACUACUUCAUUGCACCUUGGUACCGGAAAGGGGUUUACAUGGAGCCAUGGAUCCUUAAAACGCAAGUGAGCAACUUCAUGCAAACAUGUGUGCGCAGGAGCAUACGAGCAAAGCGUGCAUACGUGUGAUAGAUUUAUCGCUCUUCUGCAUUGCUGCCAGUGAGUUUCUUUUUUUUGUUAUGUUCACCAAGUUGAGUUUUGCUGUCGACUUUCAUGGGAGUUUAAUGGGGUAACUUGUUUAGAUGCACUCGGCCAGACGGGCAUUGCAUGCGAUGAUGAUUGAGUGGCAUUUGAAGACUUUCGAGAGGAGUGCUGCUCUAGAAUCAAUAUGGCAUCACCUGCAGUGAUUUAUGGUUAAUUCGAUUGCCAGCAUUUGAAGUCUUUUUACAGGUAGAAACUAUUUUCAUUGAUUUAAUUAAUUGUGGGGAAUUUAUUUCCUUUGUACAUUGAUGGAAUUAAGUGCAAUUAUUUAUACUCUCGUAUCAUGUCCGAAGUAGAUAGGACCUGUCAAUUUCAGAAAAUUGAAAUUUUAUAUAAAAAAAUACGCUAAAAAAUGUAAAAACAAAUUCUGGCUCUACAACCUAUAAAAAUAAUACUAAAAAUAUAAUACAGAAAUAAAACCAAAAAUAAAACAAAGAAUAACACUGUUACGCGUAAUUCAAUUUUCCCGCCAAAGAGUUGCGACAUCCGCCAUGAUACGCCUUCUUUCCAGGAAAGGGGCGUG
Molecule: messenger RNA, 5134 nt
Organism: Anopheles coluzzii
Lineage: Eukaryota; Metazoa; Arthropoda; Insecta; Diptera; Culicidae
Product: angiopoietin-related protein 1-like
Exons: 1
Coding region: 1478-2464 (328 amino acids)
Source: RefSeq, a predicted model, not a curated record